Messenger RNA from Rubroshorea leprosula, 1419 nucleotides. NCBI's taxonomy places the organism in Eukaryota, Viridiplantae, Streptophyta, Magnoliopsida, Malvales, Dipterocarpaceae. The record is from the annotation of a GenBank genome assembly.
GAAAUCUUCGUGUAAGAUAAACAGUAUUUAAUUUAAGAAAAAAAGGGAAAACAAUACGAAAAGAUGGGGACUGAGGGGCAGACUGUGUGCGUCACUGGCGCUUCUGGGUUCAUCGGGUCAUGGCUGAUCAUGCGACUGCUCGAGCGCGGGUACUCCGUCCGGGCCACCGUCCGGGACCCUGCAAAUGAGAAAAAGGUAAAGCAUUUGUUGGAUUUGCCUAAUGCCAAAACCCACUUGACCCUGUGGAAGGCCGAUUUGGCUGAUGAGGGAAGCUUCGACGACCCAAUUCAGGGAUGCACAGGGGUUUUCCAUGUUGCCACUCCCAUGGAUUUUGAAUCCAAGGACCCUGAGAAUGAAGUAAUAAAACCAACCAUAAAUGGAGUGUUAAGUAUCAUGAAAGCAUGUGCCAGUGCCAAAACAGUUAGAAGGUUGGUUUUUACAUCAUCUGCUGGAACUCUAGAUGUUCAAGAACACCAAAAACAGGUCUAUGAUGAAAACAGCUGGAGUGAUUUGGACUUUGUCCUGAGAGUAAAGAUGACUGGAUGGAUGUAUUUUGUGUCCAAGACAAAGGCAGAACAGGCAGCCUGGGAAUUUGCUAAGGAGAACAACAUUGCUUUUGUCAGUAUAAUCCCACCUCUUGUUGUUGGUCCUUUUCUUAUGUCUUCAAUGCCACCUAGCUUGAUAACUGCACUUUCCCCCAUUACAGGGCUGGAAAGCCAUUACCAUAUUAUAAAGGAAGGCCAAUUUGUGCAUCUUGAUGACCUCUGCAUGGGGCACAUAUUCCUUUUUGAGCAUCCUAAGGCAGAGGGCCGCUACAUUUGUGCCUCCCACAAUGCCAGCAUUUUCGAUAUUGUGAGACUGCUCAGGGAAAAAUACCCCGAGUAUAAUGUUCCUACUGAGUUCAAAGGUAUAAACGAAAAGGACUUAAAGGGGAUAGUCUUCUCGUCCAAGAAGAUCAAGGAUUUGGGUUUUGAGUUCAAAUACAGCUUGGAAGACAUGUUUACAGGAGCUGUUGAUACAUGCCGAGCGAAGGGAUUGCUUCCUCAUUCUUAUAAUGAGAAGAAGGAUGUCACUGGCACAACCUGACUGAGAUAGGAUUACUAAGAUGGGUGUCAUACUGUCAUGUACCAUUGAUCACUGUGCCUUCUAUUUCUGAGUUUGAGCUUUGUGUUCGUUUUUUUUUUUAUUAACCUUCCAAUAUCUGAUAAUCACUUUGGGUCCCGAUUAAUCUGGAAUUGAACUGUGUCGGAUCCUAUUAGGGGAGAAGCUCUCCCAACGCCUGUUUCUCCAUUCAUAAGACUCGAACUCGAUACCUUAUUUAAGGGGAAUCGAGCUCCUUCCACUCUGAUCAACAGCUCGUUGGUUGAGCUUUGUGUUUGUUGUGCUGCAUUGCUGAUUCAAUAAUUUGAUAUUGAAUGA